This is a messenger RNA of Anguilla anguilla (European eel), 2135 nucleotides long. Its product is annotated as zinc finger CW-type PWWP domain protein 2-like. The transcript has 6 exons. Gene Ontology annotation, cellular component: nucleus. Bases 529 to 1530 code for a protein of 333 amino acids. The record is from RefSeq and is a predicted model, not a curated record. Gene Ontology annotation, molecular function: zinc ion binding. Lineage: Eukaryota; Metazoa; Chordata; Actinopteri; Anguilliformes; Anguillidae.
UUUUACAUUUACCAAACUAAAUCCCAGGUCUAUUAUAUUGCACACACUGAUUCCAUUAUGUAUACAUUCAAAUUCUUAAUAUUUCAAACAUUCAUAUUCACAUUGGCUUUCUUUAGUUUCUCUCUCCCUUACAAAUCCAAUCUUAUUUUCUAGGCCUGCUGGACCUGUGGAAAACAGGAGUUUCAGUCUUUUGGAUAGGUGGAGGAGACUCAACCGGGUGCAUGCCUGGAGGGUACACAACAGGAGGGUGCACUUCUGACUGUUCCAGAAAAGUCACUUGAGUCCUACGUAGACUCCUGCGGUUUCUCCUGAGUAUCUGUCCUUCUUCAGUUCUAAUGGUAAAUUACCUUGAGCUUACAUCCUUUAGGACAACUACUGUCUUGUUCCAUGCAGUGGGCUCCUCAAUUCUGACCACAUCACAUUCUGAGAGAGGUUUCAGGCUCUUGGACGCCCUGUUGCGGUUCCUUUUCUGUUCCCACUUGAGCUGUGCACAUUUCUGUGUCAGUUCUAUUUUCCUUUAUAUCUGGCAUGAAUGGCAUGGCAAUGUGUUGCAUGAGGACCUCUGCAGGAGACACUCCACAUUCCAGAGGUGCGGGUAGCUCAACAGAUCCAAGCAAGGGUCUGAGCUGCAAUCAGUGGCCUUUUUCAAAGUCAGUAUGGGCAGACCCUCACAUGGAAAGAAUGGAUCUGGAAAACGUAACUGCUGCAGAGGACCAGACGUCUUACUACUUGGAUAAGACCUGGGUGCAGUGUGAGUCUCCGGCCUGUUUGAAGUGGAGGCUGAUCCCGAGAGGAGACUGUGAGGGGUUCGACCCGGACCGGCCCUGGUACUGCCACAUGAACCAGGAUCCAUCCUACGGCCAGUGCUCGGUGCCCCAGGGUCCUCUUCCGAAACCCUCCCAGCUUCAGCAGUUUGGACUGAAGUUCAUUUACUCUAAGCUUCCUGUUGGAAGCUUAGUAAUGGUGAAGGCUGGCAGGUGGCCAUGGUGGCCAGCAGUCCUGAGCCCAGAUCCUGUGUGUGCGGAGUAUGUGCAGGAGGACAGCGAUGGGGACGUGGUGAAGUACCACGUGGAGUUCCUCGGGAGUCCCCACUCACGCCUCUGGGCAUCUGCAGGGAGAGUCCAGCACUACCAGGCUGCAGAUGCAGAGCCUAAACAUGUGACAGUCUCUCUAAAGAAGUCAUACGGAGUGGCAUUAGAGGAGGCGGCUAAGAUGGAGAAUGUCACAUGUGAGGAGAGGCUGCAGCUGUGCCUGUAUAAGCCACAUGAAUUGCUCGAUCAGGCUGAAAGUUUAAUGCAUGAUAUUGAGAAGAAGAUUGAGCAGUGUACCUCAGUAUGCACUUCCACCCAGAGCAUCCGCAAGGGCAGGAGGAGGUCUCACACGGCGGGAGACCGUGAGUGGAUUGGGGAGGACAAUGUGGUAGAAGUAGGAAAUAUGCUCAUCAUCAACGGCAUCGUGUUUAGAAGUGGGAGGAGCUCUGAGGAGAUAAUGAAGGACGCGACAGGCCCUGUCGUGGAGCAAAGCAAAUGAAGAACAGAGUGGUGAAUGGCUAAAAAGUUGUACAGAAGUGUAUCCUUUUAAACGUACAUGUACCCAAGAUUUAGGUUUUGGAAGCACAGGAAUGCAUGCCCUUUCUUCAUUCUGUCCACCACUUGGAGUGGGUGUUGCUUGCAGAACAUGUUAACUCAGCAGUUAUAUCAGCUACACAGUUAUUUUAUUUGUUGGAAAUCAGGCUGUAAAAAGCCUGCCUGUCAAAAUAGCAGUAUGAGGAACAAACUCAGUUCAGUUCAGUAGUGAAAUCCAAACCUGAUAACUGGAGCUAGUUAUUCACACCUGACACAAGCAAUGCUGUUUUGGGCUGUUGGCUUUAGUAGACAGAUACAUACCACAAGGCAAUGUACGCAUUAGGCUAAAAGCUGUGUUAUGGAAACAAACAAGGAAACUGCUGUGACAGACUUAACACUGUGUCCGGAAGUUCAGUUGUCAUGGCUACUUGUCAGAAAUAAUUGGCUUAUGUUUACAGUUCAAUCAGUUUUGUGAUACCAUACAAUUGUAAGUUACAUUUGCAUGGUUGUACUGUUAAAUAUUUAUGUGUAAACUCCCCCCAUGUUCUCCAAUAGUUGUAACAAUUAAAA